AUGAAGGCUGUCCUCCAACGGGUCAAGUCGGCCUCCGUCACAGUCGAUAAUCAAUUGAUUUCGUCCAUCGGCCGAGGCAUACUUGUGUUUGCCGGGGUCGGCAAGGAAGACACUGAGAAGGAUGUUGACUCCAUGGCAGCUAAGAUACUGAAAGCUAAACUCUGGCCCGAUGAGACGAAUCCAAAUGCUUCUUGGAAGCGGAAUGUCCAGGAUAUAGAAGGCGAAGUACUGUGUGUAUCGCAAUUCACCCUGUACGGACACCUAAAGAAGGGCAACAAGCCCGACUUCCACAACGCCGCUGAUGUUGAAACUGCCCGCCGGCUCUAUGAUCGCUUUGUUCAAAAAGUCGGCGACCUCUAUAAAGCCGAACGCGUGAAAAAUGGCGUCUUCCAGGCUAUGAUGGAGGUCGAAUUGAAAAAUGAUGGACCGGUGGGUGUUGAUUUCCGCAGCGAGGAUGGAGCGGUAACAAUUGAAAUUACUACGGAUAUGCCCAAGUCCGAGAGCAGCAAAAGCAAUGGGAAAACUCUGAAGACGCAGACGGACGCAAACGGGCAGAAAUAUGUCGAGUUUGAACUUCCGGCGUCGCUCUUGGAGUGA
Messenger RNA from Talaromyces atroroseus, 597 nucleotides. Its product is annotated as D-tyrosyl-tRNA(Tyr) deacylase. NCBI's taxonomy places the organism in Eukaryota, Fungi, Ascomycota, Eurotiomycetes, Eurotiales, Trichocomaceae. Gene Ontology annotation, biological process: tRNA metabolic process. Gene Ontology annotation, molecular function: D-tyrosyl-tRNA(Tyr) deacylase activity. Bases 1 to 597 code for a protein of 198 amino acids. The record is from RefSeq and is a predicted model, not a curated record. The transcript has 5 exons. Gene Ontology annotation, cellular component: cytoplasm.